AUGGCCCAGAAAUCUAGCACUUUGCAUAUCCAUCGGGACGUUUACGAGCAUCUCGAGAACAUGUUUGAGAAAGGCAGCGCCAUGCACAAGAUACGGAGACACUUUACAACAUUGGCCUAUCUUUCGUGCAAGGCAGGCUCGACCACAAUACCGCCCUAUCUUACUCAUUUUGUCGAGAAAUUGGCCGACGAGAUCAUUUCCAAUGACCACUACCGCUUGAACGACUGGGAACACGCUGUUGGAAAGUUGAAGAAUCUCGCACCAACGACUGAGGCACUGGACCAGCUCGCCCAUGGUCGAAACCGACGGGCCAAUCACGUGACCCACUGUCAUCGCCCUUACAAUUACUGCGGAGAAAGCGACGAUGAAGAGGACGCGCCUAAUUGGUGGAAUCGUGGUCGACGCCUGGGUCGAGCAGACGGACGACAUCGAUCUCGAACAAUGCCUCCAAUUUACUAUCCACCGGUACCGCGCAUCGGGGCUCCCAACUAUCUCGCGCUGCCCGCAUCAAGAGGCAUUAUGAGCGGGUUUCCAUCGCCUGCUCUAUUCGCACAGGAGACCUUUCGCGAGGCUGAGAUGGACGAUAUGAGGGGGCAAAUGAUGUUCCUUGAGGACCAGGUAAAUCAGCUGGCAGUCGGUCAGCAGGCGCUUGAAGAGGACGUCCAUGAGGUGCAGGUGCAGGCUGAUCCUUUUGGGCCUCGUCUGCUUGCGUAUCACUAG
Molecule: messenger RNA, 720 nt
Organism: Didymosphaeria variabile
Lineage: Eukaryota; Fungi; Ascomycota; Dothideomycetes; Pleosporales; Didymosphaeriaceae
Exons: 1
Coding region: 1-720 (239 amino acids)
Source: RefSeq, a predicted model, not a curated record